AUGGCUUCGUUCAACAUGAUCUCGUUAAACGCACAACAAAAAAGAGCGUUAGAAUUCGUUUCUGGGGGUCACAAUCUAGUACUGUUGGGUCCGGCAGGCACCGGAUUAUCCUUCUUGGUGAAUAGAGUUGUAGAAAUAUGUUUUACCAUGGGGAAACAAUGUGCAGUUACUGCCACAACAGGGACUGCAUGUUCUGUGUAUCCUGCCCAACUCAAGCCAAUGACCAUAUACCGUUGGUCAGGGAUAGGUGAUGGUCGUUAUGACUCAUCUGAAUUGAAAAGAAUUGUGAAAAAUAACGUCCGUUAUAAAGACGUGAUGGACAGAAUUUUCAACACAGACGUUCUGAUCAUUGAUGAAUGCUCAAUGUUUAGUAAAAGACUACUUGAAACUUUGCAUGAAAAUUUAUCCGAUGUGUUAGUGAAUGGACUUAUGGGAGAAGUUUAUGAUAUCUGUGAUGACGGGAAGAUUCUGGUGGAGUUCCCAAAAAUGAAUGAGAAAAUUUAUGUUGACAGGGUCAAAUUUGAAGUUUUUGAUCCCCGGAAGAACAAAGUUGUUGCUACCCGAGAGCAGUUGCCGCUAAAGCCAGCAUAUGCUUUGACAAUACAUAAAAGUCAAGGAAUGACCCUUGAAAGAGUGGAAGUCGACUGCAGGGAUAUUUUCAAACCGGGACAGCUUGGUGUAGCCAUUGGUAGAGCUCGUUCCUUAGAUGGACUUAGAGUUAUAAAUUUCAACAAGAAUGCCUGUAUCAAACAGCCAGAGAAAAUCUAG
Mercenaria mercenaria is the source of this 768-nucleotide messenger RNA. RefSeq lists its product as uncharacterized. The record is from RefSeq and is a predicted model, not a curated record. The transcript has 4 exons. Bases 1 to 768 code for a protein of 255 amino acids. Lineage: Eukaryota; Metazoa; Mollusca; Bivalvia; Venerida; Veneridae. Gene Ontology annotation, molecular function: DNA helicase activity. Gene Ontology annotation, biological process: DNA repair; telomere maintenance.